AAUUUGGUUAAUGCGGUAACGAAUCGCAGCAGCUGUUCGAAUUUUACUUGAAUUUGUUUAUAUGGAAACGCUGCUAUGGUGAUCGGCGAUAGAAGGCAUACCGUGUAGGUGUAGGUGAUUGGCGAACAGAUUGAGUAAUACCGUGCGUAGCGGAUAGUUUAUGCCGUGGAUGUAAAAGCGUUACAAACUUUGCGAUUAUCGUCUUUGCCUCGUCAUGGAAGUGACAUCAUUGUUGCCUUCUAGACGUGCUUAAUUAGUGGAGCAGAUUUGCGUUGGCUUUGCAAACCACUAUCAGUUGAUAACAGUAUUAUAAAUCUUCGGGUGACUUGUCCGACUACCGGAAUCACUUUUUUUCAGACGAUAGCCUUUUGACCUGCAUCGGACGGGUUUUUGGCAGCAGCAGCAGCAGCAGAGGAAAACGGUCGUGUAUUCCGACGAAACGACGGGGUAGGGUGGCGCAAAGGGGGAAUGGUUCAUAGUAAAUCCCAGAUAGUCGGUACGAAGAAUGCAGCUCUGCUUGGAUGCCAACACGGACGCGCUCUUUAGUCUCAUGCGAACGUCGACGGAAUCAGCGAGCGGAAUCAGCGAACGACACAAUAAUCAAGAAACGUUGUAUUAUCAUCACAUAAGAAAUAGUCUCGGUAGUUGGAAUCAGCUGUAGACGAGGAUUUCAUGAGGAUAUGCCAAGCCGAUAUCGUAGAGUACUUUGCAGAAACGUUAGUAAGGUCAGGUACGCCUAGUUAAUCAGCGAAGAACGAUAAGCAAGCGAAGUAAUCACACGGGAGCUAAAGAAUCCGGGAUCAACUGAACUACGUCCGCGCACGGUGAGUGGACUUCGGUCAUCGAACUGUGGAACAGUACAUUAUCGUUACGGUGUGUUGGUCCAUUUUAUAGCGAUGCCCUCCAGUACUGGAUUAAUUGACGUGAUUAAAUACCCAAGGGCACUGUUCCGGACGGUGUUUGUAUUGGUUAACAACAUUUACUGCGUCCCAACCUAUCUAAUAUGGAUGCUACUGUUGUUGCCACUUAAGAAGAUCCACGAAAACUACUACUUCCGAAUCGAAGGAAUUCUUUUCCAUUGGUUGCUGGCGAAUGUCACGAUGUGGUCCAGUUCAGCAGGUUACGAUUUGGUCGAAGUAGGAGACGAUAUAACUCCGGCGCUGGACGAGCGGACACUAGUGUUAGCGAAUCAUCAGAGCACUUCGGAUGUCCCUCUGCUAAUGGCGGCUUUCAAUGCGAAAAAGAAUGUGCUGCCCAACAUCAUGUGGAUAAUGGAUCGGCUGUUUAAGUACACCAAUUUUGGCGCCGUUAGUUUGUUGCAUCAGGAUUUCUUCAUUGCUUCAGGCAAAUCGAACAGAGACAAAUCAUUAUUGGAACUGAAGAAACACCUCAAACAAUCAUACAUUCCACGUCAGAGACGGUGGAUGGUUUUAUUUCCGGAAGGUGGAUUUUUGCGGAAGAGAAAGGAAGUAAGUCAGAGAUACGCAGAGAGAAACAACCUACCAGUAUUAAACAAUGUGACCGUACCUCGGGUUGGUGCCAUGAAGGCUAUCAUUGAUGUGCUCGGUUCACCGGAUUCCCCUUGUCGGAAAACUAGCACGGAUUCAACCGGGUCGACGAUUGUAAUAGAAGAUCAUCAGUUUGGGCAGUCAGCAAAUCCGAAUUCGAGAAUGACUGAACAACAGAAACCAACACAGGAUGGCACAAACAAUAACAGCAGUACCAUAAUCAAUAGUGAAGCAAUAAUUACCGAUGACUGUGAUAAUUUUAAGGAUUCACCAUUUACCAAGCUGAACGGGAAACUGAACGACUGUUUAGAGUACAUUCUGGACAUUACCAUCGGUUAUCCCAACGGAAAACCGCUAGAUUUACCAAACAUCGUGCACGGGCUUAGAAAACCGUGUCAGACUUAUUUAUUCUAUAGGCUAUACCAUAAUUCGCAGGUUCCCCGGGAUACCGAAUCGCUCACACAGUGGCUGUACGAUCGGUUCAUCGAGAAGGAAAAGCUACUGGAAGAGUUCUACAGGACGGGAAUGUUUCCGUGCGGCUCGGAGGGAGCCUUGGUACAUCAGGAUUUGCUGCGGUUCUUAUUGAUCCAUCUGUUCUUCAUUACCUCCACCUACGUUCACUAUCAGCUGAUAUUGAUGCUGAUCAAUUACUCGAAUGUCAUGUACGUGUAUUUGCUUAGCAACAGUUAAGCCGAUGUCCCCCGGUUCAAGUAGAGUUUAAUGGAAAUGAAUCAAAGACUAACUUAAUGUAUUAGUAACUGAAACUGGUCACAACACAGAGGCAAAGCACAAGUUCUGUUGUCUGAAGGCACGUUCAGAAACAGAAAAAAAAGUCAGCAUAAUAAAAAUGCAUGCAAAAAACACAAGCAAAGUAAUCUUAUGAAAACAACAGGCACACAUAAAGACACAAAAACAGAAAUCUGAAUGCAGCUGCGAAGUAUUUAAAAUAGGUACCUAAUUUUUCCACUAUCCUUUAAUGUGUAAACCCUAAAUGAAGCUGUUCAUUCAAACAUAAGUUAUUAGAAUUAACGUGUGAGGCCAACCAAUUUCUUUUACAGUCGUGUAAGCAUCAACUUGUUUGAAAUACAAAAAAAAACGCAAAGCCAUUAGCUUAUAGAAUGUUGCAAAAAACAAAUGGCAUCAUGAAUCGAACACAAAGGCACUGGUUCUAAAGUAUACUCGUAGGAUAAAAGACAAAAGACAAAGAUUAGUUGGUUGUCACCCAAAUAAGCUGUUGCAAACAGUGUUGAAAGACCGAUGCCUAAUUUUUUAAAUUAAAUGAUAAACUGUAAAUAUAUUUUAAACUUGUUUACCUCUUACUAUUCAAUCGGAUCGAUAUAAAACUUAAAACUGAUAAUGAUGCCUGCUAGCAAAAAGGUAAAUUUAUCUUUUGAAUUGUUUCAAUUGUGUGCGUGUAUGAUUGAUGGAAUGGGGCUUGAUGUUUGAAGAUAUUUGGUUCGCACAAUGUAAAGAAUAAUUGUAGCACAAAACGAUUGGAUCCAAGGCAGACCCAACAAGAAGAAUGAUUGAGGCGAUUGCUCGCCAGAGUUCGAUUCUCUGUUCAGGUUAAUUUUUCUCUAGUGCUGUUAGUAUGCUAAGCAACAGUUAUCAAAUAAGAAAUGUUCCUUUUCGUUUUGCUUUAAGAAAGUAAAUAAACCUGGAAAAUAAAUCAUCAUUUCAUCCA
This is a messenger RNA of Malaya genurostris, 3192 nucleotides long. RefSeq names its product acyl-CoA:lysophosphatidylglycerol acyltransferase 1-like. The transcript is spliced from 9 exons. The record is from RefSeq and is a predicted model, not a curated record. Bases 897 to 2198 code for a protein of 433 amino acids. Gene Ontology annotation, molecular function: acyltransferase activity. Gene Ontology annotation, cellular component: endomembrane system. NCBI's taxonomy places the organism in Eukaryota, Metazoa, Arthropoda, Insecta, Diptera, Culicidae.